AUGUCUAGCGCUAGUGGUUCCUUAGGUGGACCUCACAAAAAUAAAAAAAUUGUUCUCAAAUCUGCACUCAAUGAAAGUAUAUUUAAUUUCAUGCACAUUAAUCCUGGCAGCAUUAAACCACAUAUCGAUGAAAUCAAAAUGCUUGUUUCAGGUCUUAAUCUUCAUGUGCUUGCUAUUUCCGAAACUUGGCUAUCUAAUCAACAUAACAAUAAUUUAAUUAACAUUCCUGGUUACUCAAUUAAACGUCAUGAUCGCAUUAAAAAACGGGGUGGAGGUGUUGCGUUAUAUAUCCAUGAAACCAUUCGCUCAAAAAUAAUAGCUAAAAGCCAUGAGGGAAUUAAAUUAGCAAUAGGCGUAGUUUAUAAUCCACCAAAUAAUAAUAGAAUGGAUACUUUAUCACGAAUAUUGCAAGAAAUCUCAACAAAAUAUGAACAUGCCAUUGUAUUAGGUGAUUUUAAUAUUAAUUUAUUAAUGAAUACGCCUAAGAAGAAUAAAUUUGUAAAUCUCAUUCGAUCUGUUUCGUUAGAAUGUCCAUCAAUUGAGCCUUCAAAUUUUGUUCCUAAUAAAACACCAUCACUAAUAGAUCUUAUCCUUGUUAAACAAUUGAACUUGUUAAAACGUUUUUCUCAGUUGCCUUUAGGUAGUUACACGACGCACGAUUUAAUAUUUGGCUCAUACAAUAUCGCAAUGAUAAAUAAAAAUAAAAUUAUGCACAAAAGUGUCCGAAAUUUUGAUAAUGUUUGUUCCGAAAAAUUAAAUGCAGCUGCUAUAAAACAAAAUUGGAAUACAAUUUAUGACAUAGAUGACGUUGAUGAACAAGUGAAUUAUUUCAAUGAGUUGAUUCUAGAACUUAUGAACUUUUUCUGUCCUAUCAAAAUUUGCAAGGUCAACAAUGAUUGCAGACCUGAUUGGCUUUCUGAUAAGCUUUUACAGCUGAUUAAUGCGAGAAACUUUUUCUAUGAAGCAGCAAGGAAUCAAAAGAAUGCAACAGAAAAAUUAUUUUUAAAACAACAGUUUAUUAAAUUGCGAAAUAGUGUAAAUGUAAUGAAACGUAAUCUUAAAAGAAAAUGCCUCCUGAAACGCAUGGAUGUAAACUUACCUAACACUAUUCUUUGGAAAAAUUUAAAUACAUUUGGCGUCACAAAAUCUAAAUCUACUAUUAGUGACAGCUUUAGUUCUACAGAUUUCAAUAAUUAUUUCAGCUCUGUUUUCACUCCAUCAGAUAUAGAUUCCUUUUGCGAUUCAAAUGAAGAUCUUUCGAAUGAUGUUAUACAAGAACUUGAUUUUGAGAACGUCACGAAUGAUGAAGUUUUUAAUGCAUUAAAUUUAAUUAAAACUAAAGCAAUAGGUGAAGAUGGAAUCUCGAUAUGUCGUUUGAACGACGCACAUAAAUUCUCAUUGAAGGCCCUUUCCGUCACUCGACAUCCAUGGAUUUCAAAAAGCUGA
Messenger RNA from Clunio marinus, 1446 nucleotides. The record is from the annotation of a GenBank genome assembly. NCBI's taxonomy places the organism in Eukaryota, Metazoa, Arthropoda, Insecta, Diptera, Chironomidae.